This is a messenger RNA of Gossypium raimondii (Peruvian cotton), 2107 nucleotides long. Its product is annotated as probable WRKY transcription factor 4. Gene Ontology annotation, biological process: regulation of DNA-templated transcription. Gene Ontology annotation, molecular function: DNA-binding transcription factor activity; sequence-specific DNA binding. The record is from RefSeq and is a predicted model, not a curated record. NCBI's taxonomy places the organism in Eukaryota, Viridiplantae, Streptophyta, Magnoliopsida, Malvales, Malvaceae.
CAUCUUACGAAAACACAGAAAAGAAAAGAAAAGACACAGUUCAAGUCCCGGAAGAAAGAAAGACAAGAGAACUGAAAAUAAAAAAGAAGAGCUUUUUAGUAUUUGCGGCGUCCACUUUUUUGUUUCACUCACUUUUUUCUUGUUUCUUGUUUCAGAUCCGUAAUCCCAAAAACCAAUCAGCUAAUUUCUUUUUUUCUUUUUCUUCAUUUUGGUUUUUGCUUGGAGUUUUAAUGGGUGAAAGCCAAGAGCAGAAGCCAUCAUCUCAGCCGUCGAAAACGGUGGCGGUUUCACGGCCCACGAUUACUCCCCCACCACGGCCUUUCACGGACGCCUUGUUCAACGGUGGGCUUGGCAUGAUGGGUUUUAGUCCAGGUCCCAUGACGCUUGUUUCCAAUUUAUUUCCCGACUCCGACGAGUUAAAGACCUUUUCUCAGUUACUGGCCGGUGCUAUGGCCUCGCCCGCUGCUGGGAAGAUACCCAAUUUUUUUCCUCUUACUACCACCGAAGGGCAGGGUGGUGUAAGCGGUUCUGGCGGUGGAGGUGACGACACGGGGUCGCGGUUUAGGCAUAAUAAACCGGCCGGUUUGGUGAUAGCGCAACCGCCGCCAAUGUUUACGCUGCCGACUGGGUUGAGCCCCGCGAGCUUGUUGGAGUCUCCUGGGUUUAGCGUGUUUUCACCUAUUGCCCAGGGACCUUUCGGCAUGACGCACCAGCAGGCACUAGCGCAGGUCACCGCGCAGGCUGCCCAAGCGCAAUGUUCCUCAGCAGCAGCUGCGUCUUUGGCACCGGUUUCAGCUUUUACUGCUAAUAUGACUACGAACCAGCAGAUGCCGAUAUCUUUGCACAGCUCGACUGUUACUGUGAAUGAGCCAUCGGAUGCAUGCCAAUCUGAUCAUAGAUCCCAACCUGCUUCAUUGAUUGUCGAUAAGCCUGCUGAUGAUGGGUAUAACUGGCGAAAAUACGGGCAGAAACAGGUAAAAGGGAGUGAGUUUCCGAGAAGUUAUUAUAAGUGCACUAGUCCAGGUUGUCCGGUGAAGAAGAAGGUUGAGAGAUCAAUAGAUGGCCAAGUGACCGAAAUCAUCUACAAGGGGCAGCAUAACCAUCAACCUCCGCCGCCAAGUAAGCAUGCCAAAGAUACUGGAAGCUUAAAUGGAAAUCCGGGUAAGCAGGGGAAUUCCGAAUCAGCUUCCCAACUUCAGUGUGGCAGCUCGAACAUAUUGAUGUCCAAGAAGGACCAAGAAUCUAGCCAAGCUACUGCUGAACAUAUUUCUGGGACGAGUGACAGUGAGGAAGCAGGUGAGAACGAAGUUGGUGUAGAUGAAAAAGAUGAAGACGAACCUGACCCCAAAAGACGAAGUACAGAAAUCAGGGUCUCAGAGCCUGCUUCUUCACAUCGGACUGUUACGGAACCUAGAAUUAUUGUGCAGACAACAAGCGAAGUUGAUCUCUUGGAUGAUGGCUAUAGGUGGCGCAAGUACGGACAGAAAGUUGUCAAAGGCAAUCCUUAUCCAAGAAGCUACUAUAAAUGUACAACCCUGGGAUGCAAUGUCCGUAAGCAUGUUGAGAGAGCUGCGACAAAUCCCAAAGCUGUUAUAACAACUUACGAGGGAAAACAUAAUCACAACGUACCAGCUGCCAAAAGAAGCAGCCACAACGUCAACAGUAAAGCAUCACAAGCAAGAAUGCAGAAUGCAGUGAAUGAGAGGCAUACUGUAAAUAACAGAGCAGAUUUUGGGAACAAUAGUCGACAACUCAUAGUAUGUUUACUGUUAAAAGAAGGGCAGAGAACAUAACGCAACUACAGAAGGUAAAAUCUGUUGCAUUUUCCGAAGUUUCAAUUCACACUCAUGGCUGAUGCUUUUAAUGGAGGCCAUGCACCUAACUGAUAUGAUAUAUGAAAGAAAAAUAGAAUCGUAAGAAAGAAGUCGAUUCGGAAUGAAAUCAGUAUCGGGAUUGAAUUCGGGGGCAAUGCCUUUGUUUUUAGCUAGUUUAGUGAUCAUAUUGUGUUUCAAAUUUGCUGUCCCAUGCAUUCUUUUGUACAUGGAAAUACCCGAUCAAUGUUUGCUUGACAUGAUUGUUGGCUUAUACCAAUAAUUUUUAGGUUUCA